This is a messenger RNA of Symbiodinium sp. CCMP2592, 2124 nucleotides long. The record is from the annotation of a GenBank genome assembly. NCBI's taxonomy places the organism in Eukaryota, Dinophyceae, Suessiales, Symbiodiniaceae.
AUGCUUCACCGAAGCCCAAGCCACUCAAGGCGCGACCGGACAGCGACACGAGAGCCUCUGCAGGUCGUCGUGCGCUUGCGACCUCUCUCUGGAACUGCUGCGGAGUCAGGCUCGACGUGGCGCAUUGAUCACCGGGAUGGCCAGCAGUGGGUUUGCCAUCAGCCGCCCCCGGGUGGUCCGGAGCCGGCGCGAUGCGCCAUGGGCGCAGCCUUCGCCUUUGACCUCUGCUUGGACGACAAGGCUUCGAACCGAGAGCUUUUCGACAAGGCGGCGAAGAAGUUGGUCCAGGCUGCAAUGUCAGGGUCCAAUGUCUCCAUCCUGGCGUAUGGGCAGACCAGCUCUGGCAAGACACACUCGGUCUUGGGUACCCCGUUCGAGCCCGGCCUCUUACCACUCUCAGUCGAGGAGAUUUUCGAGAACGAGGGCAUCCAGCGACGUGUAUGUCCGGCCAAACUCUCCUACUUCGAGAUCUUCAAUGAGAAGGUCAUCGACCUCCUGUGCCCGCAGACGGCUGCCAGUGCCACACCGUCCCUUCCGGUCAAGGAGGAUGCAGGCCGCGGCUUCUUCGUUCACGGCCUUCGCGAAGCUCCUGUGCGGAGCAGCGAGGACGUGCUUCGACUUGUAGCACGUGGCGAGGAGAGGAGGCGGUAUGCUCGGACGCGGUGGAAUGACUACAGCAGCCGUUCUCACGUGCUUUUUACGCUUUCAUUUGAAGAAGCGUCGCCUGAGGUCGCUGGCGUGAGGGCUUGCACCAAACUGAACAUCGUGGACCUGGCAGGAUGUGAGAAUCACAAGCAUGAAGCAUCCGAGGACGGCCGCCACAUCAAUCGCAGCCUCUUUUUCCUGGGUGAGGUGAUCUCGCGCCUCUGCAAAGAUGGACGGCGCCCACGGGAAGGAGGCCAUCGACGAUCUCCUUCCGGACCCGCUGACCUGCGAAAGGAUGCCGGUCCCAGCACACCACGACACGGAGGCUAUGCAGCACAGGGAGAAGGGCGAUCUCUGCCGGGGCCUCGCAGCCGAGAGCGGAGCACGGACUUCAUCCCCUACCGAGACUCCAAAUUGACGCGCGUCUUACGCUCUUCGCUUGGGGGCGAUGCCUUGACGAUGCUUCUGGUGACGGUACAUCCAGCCGUGACCUUUUCAGAGCAAUCUCUGACAUCGUUGAGAUUUGCAGCCAAGGCAAGGUGCGUGGAGAACUGCAUACCCUCCUACACGGAGGCUGCGCGCUAUGACGAGGAGAAGCCCUCCUUGGGGGCUCGACUCGUGGAGGGCUUCUCAGAGAGACAGCGUGCGCUCUCGAAUUCUGGCAUGCCACCAGGAGUGACCGAAGCUGUUGCUCAGCGCGGCCGAAGAGCCCAGGAUGGCCGCAGCGGAGAGCCGCCUGUGCAGCUCCAGAAGGAGCUGAGGCAGCUCAGGGCUGAGCUGGCGGAGAAAGAGCGGGAGCUGGCAACCAAGGCUCGGUUGCUCUCUGAACGCGAUCGCCAGCUUGGCCAGCUUCGAGAACAGCUGGACAUGGCCACCCGCGUCAAGGUAGAUGGGUUUCAGCGAGCCAGGCAUGGUGCCGACACCAGUGGUGGGCUUCCGGGUCAGUCCGUGGAUCCUUGGUCGCCUUUCGGAAGCUCUGAUGGCCUUUCCUUCGCUGGAGGCUACGGAAAAGACGAGGAUCGCUCCUCCGAGGGCAGUCAGGGCAGACUCUCGGCCGCUUCGAGGGCCGAAGACAUCCCUUGCCUUCGGCAUUCGAGCUUCGUGACGCGACAGCAAAACCUUGGGGCUGAGGAAGUGGAAGGUACGUACACGCGUGGUGGAGAGACGCAGGAGGAGCUAGUCGAGAAGCUGGUGAAGUUGGCUGUGAUGCAGAUCAAUACCAUCUCGAAGGCAGACGUGGGCGAUCCGCCUUCUCCACCCAGGCCGGACUAUGGGUGGCAGGAAGUCCGCGAAGAGCCGGAAGACAAGGUGCCGCCCAGCCUACUUCUUCCGGGCCUUCCGGUUCCCUCGAAUCCAGACGUCCAGGGGACGCCCAGAAAAUCGCGCAACGAUGAGGACGUUGAGAGCCCGUUGGGCCUUGUGGUAUCAAGCCCGCACAGGGAAGAAAUGGUCCCACAGCUUCCCGGUCAACGAGGCUGA